Molecule: messenger RNA, 639 nt
Organism: Nannizzia gypsea CBS 118893
Lineage: Eukaryota; Fungi; Ascomycota; Eurotiomycetes; Onygenales; Arthrodermataceae
Exons: 1
Coding region: 1-639 (212 amino acids)
Molecular function (GO): oxygen binding; heme binding
Source: RefSeq, a predicted model, not a curated record
AUGACUGUUGCCGAACGCCAGAUCCAGCACGUUGACGAGCAGGAGCUGGAGACUUCUCUCGCCAGCCGAGUCAACUAUCUCAAAGCUUUCCUCAAAUUCACCGACGAAGACGGUGCUGCCCUCCAGAGCGCAAAGCCCCUGGUUGCUCCCGCUCUGCCAGCAAUCCUCGACGCAAUCUAUACCAACCUAAUUGGGUUCGACGUCACUGCCAAAUCCUUCGUACCUCCUCAGCCAGAGCAGGAUAAAUCCACCGUUGCUACCACUUCAGUUGCUGAGCUGUCCCUCACACACCCUAACAUCCUGCACCGCAAGGACUUCCUCAAGGCAUAUCUUGUCAAGCUCGUGAGCAACAGUGACUGGUCCGAUGAAAGCAAGUUCUGGGAAUACCUCGACAAGGUCGGUGUGAUGCACACUGGCAAGCCUGGCUUCAAGCACCGUGAGAAGCGACCCGAGUUGCGCGUGGAGGUGAUGCACAUGUCUUUGCUUCUAGGAUUCGUGGAGGAUAUCGUACUUCAGGCGACGAUGGGAGCCGAAGACCUGGACAUUCAGACAAAGACAAAGGUCAUCAGAGCAUUCAACAAGGUGCUUUGGAUUCAGAACGACUUGUUCCAGAAGCACUAUGUCUCGAAAAUCGAGUGA